CCAGAACCUCGUCGAUCCUCGCGAAGCACAAAAGGCUUUCAUUCCGCGCUACAAAAAGAGCCUUCUCCAGAACCUGUCGCGGAAGCUGCGCCUAAAAAGCGCGCUCGAUCGUCAGCACCAGCGCCCUCUCGCAAGAAAUCAAAGGCCAAGAAACCGCUGAAAGACAGCAAUUCAAGCGAACAUGAAGAAGACGCAGACUACGACGAAUCAGUCACCAGAUGCGUCUGCGGUGUUGAAGAAGACGAGGAUAAGCCUCUGAUGGCCCAGUGCGAGAAGUGCGAGGUCUGGCAGCACACAGAGUGCACCAUGGGCGUCACCGACGAGAAAGACGUCCCUGAACAAUACUUUUGCGAGCAGUGCCGUCCUGACCUGCACACUUGGUAUUUCGAUCACAAGAAGAAGGAAGAGGAAGCAAAAGCGGAGCAGGCAUCAAAACGACGUAAACCAUCACCAAAAGAAAAACCUCCACCACAAACCUCCCGCCGGAAAUCGUCUACCACUGUCCCACCCGCUCCAGCACCUGCUGAACCUGCAAGCUCAGAAAAACCGCGAUCUAUCGACUCGAUCUCCGACAAUGUACGCAAAUCGGUCGCCAAAGCCCUCUUCGGUAUUCUCCAAAAAGCAGCGACAGAAGCAGUCGCAAACAAGUCUCUCACAUUAUCCGGAGAAGGUGAAACCGCGUCAACAUUCGCCGAGAGUCUGACUCUUGAUAUCGAGCACGCACUAUACGAGCACUUUGCGACAAAAGAAUCAAAAGACCCCGGCCACAGGUAUCGCGACAAGUUCAGGACUAUUUCGUUCAACCUCAAAGAUGCAAAGAACUCUUCGCUGCGCGCUCGAGUACUUUCCGGAGAGAUUGCACCGAAUCACAUUGUUGUCAUGUCACCAGACGAGCUCAUGAAUCCUGAACUACAGAAACUGGCAGAAGCUGUGCGGAAGGAAAGUAUUUCACAAAGCACCCUGCAAAAGACCGAGGCUCCGCGAAUCAGACGAACGCACAAAGGUGAAGAGUUUGUCGGCGACGUCGAUCCCCUACAUCCUGACUCAAACACCCAGGUCGGCUCGACUGAAGAAGACUUAGACAGCAAGAGUCCUUUUGUUGGUGGAGGUGGUGGUGGGCCGAGCAUCUCUGCCCACGCCCCUACUGACGACGAUCGACGAUCUGUUUCGCCAUUCUCAAGCGGACGAUCGUAUUCGCCCGAUUUCAGAUCCGACUACUCGUCAGUCUCGCCGCGUGGCGAUGACUUUGACAUCGACUCUGACGCCGACAUUGAUCGACUGAUCAACUCUGAUAUCGAAGAGGAGGACACUGCGCAAAAAAACGAGCCUGAAGAUUUCGACUCAACCUACUCACCAACCCUCACAAAAGUCGACCUGACUGUCUGGAAAGGAACAAUCAACAUGCUCUCGGUCGCCACUUUUCACGCCAAAGGAGUCCAGGUCGGCGGCCCGGAGUUUGACGGCUACAAAAAGUCAUGGAGCGACGUCGUCCCGACCGCGAUCGAUAUCGACGGCCGUCUUGCGCGCGAUCGCGCGUCAAGCUAUCUGUUUAGCGUAUCGCAGACGCGAGACCUUGUCGGCAUCAAGUUUUCCCCGCAAAGUCCGCGCGGCCAAGACGGCUUCGACAAGCUGUACGAGUAUUUCCGCUCCCGGGAUCGCUACGGCGUCAUGCGAAACAAGUUUCCGGCCGUCAAGGACGCGUAUCUGGUUCCGUUGCAGCCCGGGGAUGCGAAACCG
Molecule: messenger RNA, 1737 nt
Organism: Myxozyma melibiosi
Lineage: Eukaryota; Fungi; Ascomycota; Lipomycetes; Lipomycetales; Lipomycetaceae
Product: transcription factor S-II, central domain-containing protein
Exons: 2
Biological process (GO): DNA-templated transcription
Source: RefSeq, a predicted model, not a curated record